AUGUAAUAUUUUCAGUUCAAUCAAGAUGCACGACUGUCCAACCUUGCCUGUGAAAUGUGCCUCACAAAUCUGUCCAUUGCACACAAUUUCAAAAGAACAUGCAUAUUGAGUGAGGAGAGAUUGAAGAAUUAUUUAAAAAUUAAAAUAGAAAAAGAUUAUUAUGAAGAUAUAGCAAUAUUAGAUGAUAAUAUAGAAAAUGAUAGUUUAAAACAAGAGUCGGAAGAAGUAAGAGAGAUUUGUGAUAGAGUAGAAGUGAGAAGGAGUAAACGGAGUAUAUCUAAAAAUUUGAAUGAAAACAAAGAAGUGAUUGUGUCUAAAAAGAAGUCAUACCGCAAAAAGAGCACAGAGCCUCGGAAAUUAAAAAAAUUAAAAUUCAGAAGACUAUUCUGCGAAACAUGCAAUAUUGCGUUUAAAACGAGAGAGCAGUCGGAGGCACAUAAAAAAGAGUUCCAUAAAGAAACGUCUUGUAUUUGUGAGUUCUGCGGCAAAGUGUUACCAAACCGCUCGGCCAUGUACACGCACACCCGGCUCCACUUGCCCGCGAGCCACAAGUGCGAGCAUUGCUCCUACUGCACGCCGCUCAAGUCCGAUCUGAAGAAGCACAUGUAUAUUAUACAUACUGACAUCAAACUCUACCAAUGCAGCGAGUGCCCACGCUCGUUCAAAACAUCAUCAAAUAUGAAACAGCACAUCAUAAUACACCAUAAACAGAUACGCAAAUAUGCUUGCACAAUGUGCGACAAGAGAUUUUAUGAUUCCUCGAAACUACAGAGACACACGGAUUCACAUAAUUCAGUUAGACGGCAUAAAUGUGACAUUUGUCAAGCGCAAUUCACGCGGCGCUGUCAUUGGAAGCGACAUCUGUCGAAACAGCAUGAUAUUAUAAUUCCGAGACAGAGACCGGGAAGACAGAAGAUGAAUGCAGUUAUUGAAAAAUUUUGUACGAAUAACAAUAAAAAUGUAUGAUUGC
This is a messenger RNA of Colias croceus (clouded yellow), 970 nucleotides long. Its product is annotated as zinc finger protein 626-like. The record is from RefSeq and is a predicted model, not a curated record. Gene Ontology annotation, molecular function: DNA-binding transcription factor activity; RNA polymerase II cis-regulatory region sequence-specific DNA binding. The coding region runs from base 55 to 966 and encodes 303 amino acids. NCBI's taxonomy places the organism in Eukaryota, Metazoa, Arthropoda, Insecta, Lepidoptera, Pieridae. Gene Ontology annotation, biological process: regulation of transcription by RNA polymerase II. The transcript is spliced from 5 exons.